Yamadazyma tenuis ATCC 10573 is the source of this 2554-nucleotide messenger RNA. Lineage: Eukaryota; Fungi; Ascomycota; Pichiomycetes; Serinales; Debaryomycetaceae. The record is from RefSeq and is a predicted model, not a curated record.
AUGAUCACCACUUCACCAACCUUUGUGUCGUCCAGCCGCUUUGACGACAUGCUUCGCCGCCAACAGGAGUCGAUGGAUCUGCACUCGUCGCUUAUGUUCCGGCCUCCUGCUUCCAAUUUCAUCCAACUUAACAACAAUAGCUCCAGCAAUGUGAGUGAUAUCAGUCAGCAUCUGGGUAACCUGGUGCUCAAUCUGAGUGUUCCGGUGGGUAACUCCCCGUACCAGCAGCCGGCACAGUUGUCGCCCCAGUCGUCGUUUGCCCGCCAACCGGCAGCUGUAUCCAAACUUUCUCACGAUAAGGCCUCGGCCAUCAAGCUUAAACUCGAAAACUACUACCAGAUGGCGAUUUCGCACGCUAUUGAGCGUAACCAGCGUCGUCUCGACCUUGAACAUAAACUCCUGUCCCAGGAAACCGGGUCUAGUGAAGAGCGGAAAAAUAGACAAUUGCAUAGCUUGGGCCGGAAAGAGUCGCAGUUCUUACGGUUACGUCGAACCAAGUUGUCGCUCGAGGACUUCACCACUGUCAAAGUCAUUGGCAAAGGAGCUUUCGGUGAAGUCCGGCUUGUACAAAAGCGAGACACCGGGAAGAUAUAUGCCAUGAAGACAUUGUUGAAGCUGGAAAUGUACAAAAAGGACCAACUUGCACAUGUCAAGGCCGAAAGAGACGUUUUGGCAGGACUGGACUCGCCGUGGGUGGUGUCAUUGUACUACUCAUUCCAGGACUCCCAGUAUUUGUACCUCAUCAUGGAGUUUUUGCCGGGGGGAGACUUGAUGACCAUGUUGAUCCGGUGGCAAGUGUUUACAGAGGACAUCACUCGGUUCUACAUGGCCGAGUGUGUGUUGGCCAUCGAAGCCAUCCACAAACUUGGUUUUAUCCAUAGAGAUAUCAAGCCCGAUAACAUCUUGAUUGAUAUUAGAGGUCAUGUCAAGUUGAGUGAUUUCGGGUUGUCGACGGGAUUCCACAAAACUCAUGACCUGAACUACUAUAAGAAGUUGUUGGAGAAGGAACCAACUCCCGCCACCAACGGCCAUGGCAGCACCAAGGGCCGCAACUCGAUGAUGAUUGAUGCCAUCCACUUGACAAUGUCCAACCGACAACAAAUGCAGACCUGGAGAAAGAGUCGUCGGUUGAUGGCGUACUCCACCGUGGGAACCCCCGACUACAUUGCCCCUGAGAUCUUUAUCCACGAAGGAUAUGGUCAGGAGUGUGACUGGUGGUCGUUGGGAGCCAUAAUGUUUGAGUGUCUUAUAGGUUGGCCUCCUUUCUGCUCUGAAACCCCCCAUGAGACGUAUCGCAAGAUCUUGAACUGGCCCGAGUCUCUUCAGAUUCCUGAAGAUAUUCAUUUGCUGCCAGAGCUGGAGGACUUGAUUCGAAAGUUGUUGACAGGGGCGGAAACUCGGUUGGGCCGUUAUGGUGGUGCUGAUGAGAUCAAGAAGCAUCCGUUCUUCAGGGGUGUUGACUGGGAGCUGAUCCGGAGGGUUGAUGCUCCGUUUAUUCCCAAGCUAAGGUCUAUCACUGACACACGGUUCUUCCCUACUGACGAAUUGGUGAAUGUUCCUGACAGUCCUGCCUUGAGCAAGGCCAUGGAACAACAGAAUAACGGGAAACAGGCGGCCAAUAUCAAGGAGGACUUGCCGUUUAUCGGGUACACUUAUUCGAGAUUCGACUACCUCACACGGAAGAAUGCGUUGUAGUAGAGAACUUUGCUAGUCGAAUAUAUGAGUUAGGACCAACGAGAGUGAUGCUAUUUAUUGACUUGGGAUGGCAGAACUGCAUUCACACACUUGGGUGUAAAGGUCAGUUCUCACCAUUCCAACCACCAGGUAAAAAUAGCAGAGCACUUGAAAUGGGACUACUAAGUUUGCCUUGAAAAAGGUAUUACUAAGUUCGCCAUUGUAUUGAAACAAAAACAGCAGAUCUUGUCACUUGAAAGGGAUAUACAAUCUGGUCUCGACCAUUAGAGAGUAUGCUUGGGAUAAAAUUAGCUGAAACGGAUUAUAAAUAACUGAGUCUCGACCACUAGAGAGAAAUAACAUCUGCAGAUCUUGACCUGAAAUGGAGAUAGAAAUCACCGAAUCUCAAACCCUUGCAGAAGUAUACCUUGGCAAAAAUCAGUUGAAUCUUCUCUUCCGCCUUUACGCUUCAAAAAAUCUUGAUCCUUCACUUAAAGUUGUCGAACUGAGAUAAAAAUGACUAAGCAGAGGAUGGUAUGCUUGAGUGAAACUAGACCUCGUCUGUUCAAAGGAUCAGUUGGUGAUUCAUUGAUGCUCAUGUGAGGCAAUGCACCAUUUGGGAUUUGCUGUGCGUAUGGUGUAUAAGAUAAGAGACGGAAUAUUACAAGCCACUCAUCUGAAUUGUGGAGUUAUUUUUGAUAUUUACAUUAUUUAAUUUCUGCUAAUUAGGGGUAGCUUUAGCUUUGCUAUCUCAAUAAAUUAUUUAUAGCCUUGAAUAGGUGUAGGUCGUUUGCUUUUGGCUUGGAUCGGUCAGUAAUAAAUGGGCAUUCUUACUAUGGUUAAAUCCAACCAUCUAAAUUUAACCAAUUCUAAAAAUAAU